Hipposideros armiger (great roundleaf bat) is the source of this 2287-nucleotide messenger RNA. RefSeq names its product LDOC1 regulator of NFKB signaling (gene LDOC1). The coding region runs from base 199 to 639 and encodes 146 amino acids. Lineage: Eukaryota; Metazoa; Chordata; Mammalia; Chiroptera; Hipposideridae. The transcript has a single exon. The record is from RefSeq and is a predicted model, not a curated record.
AGGGCCGCGCCGGCGCGCGGGCCGCGCGAGCGGCUUUGUGGGCGGAUCUUGCGCAGCCGCCGGGACCCUUGCGUGCACCGCUUUCCGCCCCCGGCCACCCGCGCCUCCACGGACACGCACUUCCUGCGAGGCCUUCCUGCGCACCUUAGGCGACCCGAACCCAGCCGAGCCCAGCCCUGCCUUUCCAAGCGGUUCGCCAUGGUGGACGAGCUGGUGCUGCUGCUGCACGCGCUCCUGGUGCGGCACCGCGCCCUGAGCAUCGAGAACAGCCAGCUCAUGGAACAGCUGCGGCUGCUGGUGUGCGAGAGAGCCACCCUGCUGCGCCAGGUACGUCCGCCGAGCUGCCCGGUGCCCUUCCCCGAAACGUUUAACGGCGAGAGCUCCCGGCUCCCCGAGUUUAUCGUGCAGACGGCGUCUUACAUGCUUGUCAACGAGAACCGGUUCUGCAACGACGCCAUGAAGGUGGCAUUCCUGAUCAGCCUACUCACCGGGGAAGCCGAGGAGUGGGUGGUGCCUUACAUUGAGAUGGAUAGCCCCAUCCUCAGUGAUUACAGGGCCUUCCUCGAGGAGAUGAAACAGUGUUUUGGUUGGGAUGACGACGAAGAGGACGACGACGAAGAAGAAGAAGAUGAUUACUAGGCCUGGAGACCCUCGGGCCUAAGGGGGAAGGGCUCUGCACGCCGCCACCUCCCCCACCCCCCCUUCCUGCUCCUCCCGGAGCCACCCUUCUCCCCCUAGCCCGCCCAUCUUCUUCCCUCUCCUACCCUCUGGUCCUCUCCCUCGUCCCCCCUCCCCCCGGAGCGCUUGUCUUUGUUCCAGAAAUUGUGCUCCAGUUACGUGCUGGGGCUGGGGGUUUGCUCUGAAGCGCGCUGCCACCCACUCUGGCCAGCCCCGGGAAGCACCCCUGCUAAUGUGGACUGUGUCCUGAGCCCCAGCUCUAGGGCAGGUCCCUGUUACCAACUGGUCAGACUAUGCCCUGCCCUGCCAACUGCCAGGCCAACAUCUGCCCAGAGACCUACGCUGCCGCUAACUACACCACCAUUCACCACAUUCUAGCGACAGACCACCGCCUUUGGAGAUGAGGACCAACCUAGAAGAUGGGUUGGCUACACCUCCUUGGACAUUUAUUUGGACAGCUCACCAGCCCCCGAAGGGGCCAAUCUUUCAACCGGGUUAGUUCCCUACCUGUUUGCAGAGGUCUCCCCUGCGCCACCAGAUUGCUGCAGGGGCCUAGUGUGCCUGGCAGCCAAAUUGUUGACAUUUCUUUUCUCCUAUGCACUAGUUUUGCACAGCUGUCAUUUUUCUUUAUAAAUUGCAGCAGUCUAAAAAGAAAAACAGGCACUCAGCCAAGCUUCUCAAUACUACCUGGAAAAAGUACUUGCGUUCUUUUCAAUAAAUAUCAAGCACUACGAAAAAAAACAAAAGGAGUGUCUUUAAUGGUUAAGUGCUAUCACUGGCCCCGACCACUCUCACUCGGCCUCCCAUUUUUCCCAUUGAGAUCCGGGAACUUAGGUCAAUCCCAGAAUUCCCCACGGUCAUCUCUAGGCUACAGAGGACAGCUACCAUAGGGCUUUAGAGGGAUUUUGGGGCCUCCAGGGUGGCACACCAUCUCUAACUGGGACACUUGGGAGUGAAAGGGGGUGCUAUUAAUUAGGCUGGGACAACAGGAAUAAUCUGGACACAUACAGUGUUCCUAUCUUCUUGAGCCUUUGGUUUCCUUCCUCAACCCUGCCAGGGAAAUUUGGCCCCUUAAUCCUUUAUUGCCUGUGGGGUGCUGUUGAAUUCAGGCUUUAAUUAACAAUGGAGCACAUUAUUAUAAUACCCCUUUCAGGUGCUUGAGCUAACAUUAAAUCCUGGAUCCCUGGUAUGUGCACCACGAUAGCCUGAUCUGAACGUUUUAUCCAGCUUGGGCAGACACCCUUAGAAUCCUUACCCAUUCAUGUGCCCCAGAUUCCUGCCUAAGAAUUUGGCAAGAUGCCUGGCUAGCUCCUGAACUAAACCUUGUGCUGCUGAACUAUGCUGAGAUCUCUUUAAGGGCUCAGAGGUAUUGAAGGAGUAGGGUGCUGAGAAUAAUCUGCAUACUUUUGUGAGGUCCUUAUCCCAGGUUAAGUCAUUGAAAUAUUAGAGAAGCUGAGUUAGGGGAUUUAGGGGGCUACCCCAGGGUGCCAGGAACUUUCAGGAGGAUUUGAGGAGUUCCGAGUUCUCAUUCUCAUCUCCAUCUGCCCAAAUGUCAUUGUAUCAUGCCUGGAGCUAGCUCUACCUUAGGAACUCUUAACGAAUUCAGGUA